CCACUUACUUAUCUGCAUUACCAAUUUAUAUCCCUCUGGCUCUGGGUGGCCUUCCUUCCGCUCGUGGAUGUUCAUAUUAUUUCCUUUGGGAUUUUUUUAAUGGUGUAUCUACUCUUGAGAUGCGACCAAAUUGGAACAGUGUAAGAGCUGCCAACUCAUGAAAUGAUAAAACAAUUGCAAGUUAUAGAGGAUGGUGGAAAUCUGUCUCCAUUCUUUUCUUCUAUACAUAUACAAGGUCUAAUUGAGUUUAAGCAGAACAACUUCAUCCAAUAACAACUUGAUCAUCUCAGAACUGAUCUAUUUUUGCUAAAAUAGAAAAUGGCUGCCGCUUGCCAUGUUCGUUCCAGCAGUUUACCCUCCAAAAGUCAUCCUCUAGCUUCAAGUGUUGAGGAGCAGUUGACCACGUUGAGAGCAUCAUCAGCGUCAGUAAUCCACAAAUUAGGUGGCCUCAAGGAUUUGCAUGAUAGGGUUGGUGAUUUGUUUAAAUUACCCCACACCCAACAGGCUCUCUCCAGUGAACAUCAAGAUAAAUGUUUAGAAGAAAUGUUUGAUGGAUCUCUUCGGCUCUUGGAUGCGUGUGCUACCACCAGGGAUGUUUUCUCUCAAAUGAAGGAAUGCGUACAGGAGCUUGAAUCCUCCUUCAGGAGGAAAAGGGGUGCAGAAUCCAACGUUGAAAAUGAAGUUCAAGCAUAUAUGAACUCCAGGAAGAGAAUGAGUAAAGUGAUUUCUAAGUAUUGUGGAAAUUUAAAAAGAAUGGAAAAGAAGUGCACAGAAUUGCACGUGGAUAAGGACUCAGUUGUCGUAGAUGGCAUGCUAAAGGAGGUUGAAGAAAUCAGCCUCAUGGUGUUUCAAUCCCUUCUAUCCUCUGUUUCUCUGUCUAAGGCAAGAUCAAGACCAGCUGGAUGGUCUUUAGUGUCAAAAUUACUACCAUCCAGGCAAAUUACAAGCCAAGUUCAAGCUUAUGCCAAUGGAGUUGAGAAGAUGGAUGUAGAAUUGCUUAAUCUGAUUGGCAAGACAUCCACAAGCCUUGUAGAAAUGAAAAGUGUAUUGGAGGGACUGGAAGCAUUAGAGUGUAGCAUUGAGCAAACGGAGGAGGAAUUGGAGUGCAUUUAUAGGCGAUUAUUGAAAAGCAGAGUUUCUCUCCUCAACAUGCAUGCCUGACCAUUGAAUCUCUCCUCUUUGGUCCAUCACAAUUUUCCUGUGAUUGUAAAUACAUGUAGAUAUACAUACACAUUAUCAGUUGUAUCAAAUCGAUAUGAAUAUAUCAAAAC
Manihot esculenta (cassava) is the source of this 1271-nucleotide messenger RNA. RefSeq lists its product as uncharacterized. Lineage: Eukaryota; Viridiplantae; Streptophyta; Magnoliopsida; Malpighiales; Euphorbiaceae. The record is from RefSeq and is a predicted model, not a curated record. The transcript has a single exon. Gene Ontology annotation, biological process: root development; shoot system development. Bases 319 to 1161 code for a protein of 280 amino acids.